UCCAUAAAGGCCCCUCGGAUUAUAUGAAAUUGACCCGCAGUCCCUGUUUUAGUAAGUCUUUAUAUAACAUUACAUUUUGCAGAGAACCCCCUGUAUUUAUUAGAUUUGCAUCCGCUGUCCUUGUAGUCUUAUCCAUUUCUCUGGCGACGGCGACGACGAUGGCUUGAGGGCUCCAGGGACGGCGCAGCGAGGAGGGGCAGGUGCUGCGGAGACGGCGCGGCGAGGUGGGGCAGUGGCGGUUGUGCGGCGAGGCGGGGCAGUGGCGUCGCGGGGGAGGAUGGAGGACGCCGGAGUAGAGGACAACAGCUCCCGCCGUCGCUGCUGUCCGCGCAUGCCCGUGUGCUCGCCUCCGUCCGCGCCCGCGCCAGAGCCCAGGAAUGGGGAACGGGGCGAGGCAUUGCGGCGGAGGACGAUAAAGCGGCCGGCGUGCUCGCUUUGGGCAAGGCGUCGCGGCGGAGGACGACAUGGCCGUCGGCGUGCUUGCUUGGAAGGAUGGAGGCCGCCUCGCCCGGGCGCGGGCGCGGCAGCACGGCGUCGGGCCGUUGACGGUGGUGCCUGGGUCGGGGCAGUGGUUUGACGGGCAACACGAAGGAGGUGAUGUAAUGGCGUCAGCGACCAAUGCAGGCUGCCCGUACUCCAUAAGCUGUCGUACAAUCUCGCUGUUCUACCAACAUCAAUGGACCACCCAUGCUCCAUGUGAGACGAUAGCGUCUCAAAGUGGACUUUUCGAUCAUUUGAUAAACGUUUGGAAAUUCAAGCCUGGUCCUGUUCUGCAACCUAUGACGUUUACUUCUUAGUGGACUUUAAGUUUCAGUCACCCAAUAUCGUCAUGUAAUAUAACAAGGCUAUUGUUUUGAUCAUAAUCAAGCAUGUCUGCUUAUCGGAAAGUUAACCUUUCUCACCCUGCAGGCAAUUGCUACCAUUAUUGCUUAGAAGGGGCAGCUUAGUGAUACAAUCUCUUGACUAUAGGGCAGUUAGUGAUUGCCAUAUUUGUUGAAUUAAACUUUCACCUAUUAGAUCAGUUUACACACAUUGAAGUCUACUUAGUUUACCUCUAAGGUUGUCCUUCUGCAAAGGUAUAUCACCUACAUAUGAUCUGAUUUUUUUCUUCUAGACCCCCUUGUGUGUGUGUAUAUGACAGACAUUGUCUUUCUGAUUUAUUUUUCCAGUACAUGAUUUUGGAGAAGUUUUUGAAUCCAUGCCUUUUUGCUAUACUAUUUUUUGGGGUAAUGCAAUAGAAGUUAUAUAACUACACUUAAGUAGUUGAUUUAUCUGGCAAUACAUUGUCACGAUGAUAGCUCUAACCUCUAUGCCGACAAUCUAAAAAAUCUAGCAUUAUCCUUUACUAAUUUUAAAUGUUAUUUUGGUGAUUGUUUCUCGGAGGUAGCACACUUUGCUUCAGUAGGAAGCAGAUGAAUGAGACAUUUUCAUUGUUUUCUAUUCCAUUGUUAUGUACACACACACACACGAGUGGUGCAUAAAUGUUUUAUUGCUAUUUAUCCUUUCAUGAGCUGGAUGUGCCAUUGAUGGCGAUGGCGAGCUUGGAUUAGUUGGAUUCAGAAGGUUGAGACAAUGGAUGGUACGGAAACAUUUUUAUUAGAAAAAUAGCAGAUGAUAUGCAUGCUGAUUCUCCGGUUCUGAAGAUAUAUAUUUGACACAGUACAUGCUUAAGUAUAUAUGCACAUUCGACUUUCACUAUUGUAAAAAAGUUUAUCACAUCAAAUUGUAUUUCAGCAAAGUUUCAGUUGGCUCUCAUCAAUGAGCUAAUUCUAUAAAAAAAUCCACAAAAUAACUUAUAAUGAACUUUCUUAGUAGUACUUUAUAUGUCAGGUGCAAUGAGAUAGUUUAUUCCUAUGCAACCUCCUCUCUGUUGCAUUUCCUGAUUUUGUUUUUCUCUCCAUUUUUUCAAGUUCCAAGGUUUGGCCACAAUAUUUGGAGACAUUUCCUGCUAGGAGUUAAGCUUUGGUUUGGAGGCAUUGAACUUUGGCUGUAAAUAACUAACUUUGUUAAUUGGUAUACUUCUACCACACCACACUGGUUAAUCUGGAAUUUCCUUCAGGACCAAAUGUACCAAAUCCUGCUUUGAGUGGAGAUCUGAUCAUUCCUAUAUUGUUCGAUUUGACUUUAAUCUAGGUGUUGCUCCGCGUGUAUCUCGGCAUAAAUGGUUCAUCAUACUAUGAUCUAAUGUAGUGAUUUUAAUUAUGUUACUUCUUGGUGAAUAUGCAUUACAUUGUAUUUUCAUGGAAGCCUUUUCUUUCCUCUCUAAUCAUACUACUGCUCUUAUCCUUGCCUCUAUAUGAACCUAGAAAUAUUAUGGCUGACAUAGUGAUACUCUCCCUCAGGGACAUCCCGACACAUGAUGCUCCAUCAACAACUUCGGAAUAUGAUGUUGAUCCUCAACCUGCAACUUUGUAGCCACACUGCCUUUUGUUUUAUGUAGAAAAUUAACAGAUUUUGUUAUGUGUUUCAACAUGAGCUAAUAAUUAGAAAUAACAGAUUUUGUUAAUUAUGAGAUUGGUCCUUCAAUAUGGCAUAGAAAACGUAUUUUUGAGUACUCCUAAUACUGUUUUGUUGCUUGCAAAGUAGUUUGAUGGUUUUUUAAACAAUUCUAAGCACAUAUUUAUUGAUUUUGUAUCCGUUGGGAUGCACAGACCGUUUUGCUAUACCUGCUGCUAAUGGGAGGUGAUAUUCUUCUCUUCCGUCAUGUGCAAAAUACGGAUUUACCCUUCCACUAAAUUACAUAAUCACAUUCGUCGCCCGACAUUCAUAUCUAUGUCCAAGUCGUAUUCUAGGAAACCAAUCCUUCCAUACAUUCUCUCUCACAAUUAGGACUCUUGCUGGGUGUCAAAUCUUCCCUAAUCCCUCCCAUAAAUGCACCACCCUGGAGGAGGCGAAGAACAUCGGAUGAGCUGCUAGAUGAAGCGACAUAGGGGAGGGUCACCACAGCAAAAGGGAAUUGGCAUGCGUGGUUAUGACGGAGGGUGAAGGCGACGGUGGAUGCUGGUCAAUCGAGUGAGUGGAGGGCAUAAUCAAGGUCUCUGUCCAUGGCAUCUACUACUUCAUGCUGGCCAAUCACCGUGUGAGAUCUCUUCUUACUAUUCUUUGUUUGUUCCUUCUAUAUAUAAAAUAAAAACCGUUUCUCGGGUUUAAAAGAACAUUAAAAUUAGUAAAUGUUUGCUUCAUUCUCAUCAUGUUGCUUGAUCAGUUGGGUAGCCGCUCUGGCAUGAAAAACAUUUGGUGUUUUGUAGCAAUGACCAACAGAGGUGAGACGCAAUGUUGAAACGAAGGACGUGCACUUACAUGGGUUAUACUAGGUGUGUGUGAUAUUUGUUUCUCCCGUUGCAACAUAUGGUCAUGUUUGUUUCUCCCGCACGCACUUACAACACAUGGGCGUGCACUUACAGAAAUUGUCUAUUUAAACAAAUGUCCGAAAUA
Messenger RNA from Triticum aestivum (bread wheat), 3435 nucleotides. RefSeq lists its product as uncharacterized. Lineage: Eukaryota; Viridiplantae; Streptophyta; Magnoliopsida; Poales; Poaceae. The record is from RefSeq and is a predicted model, not a curated record. The transcript has 3 exons. The coding region runs from base 465 to 797 and encodes 110 amino acids.